This is a messenger RNA of Anopheles cruzii, 1071 nucleotides long. RefSeq names its product lipase member I-like. The transcript is spliced from 2 exons. Gene Ontology annotation, molecular function: lipase activity. Gene Ontology annotation, biological process: lipid metabolic process. Bases 1 to 1071 code for a protein of 356 amino acids. Lineage: Eukaryota; Metazoa; Arthropoda; Insecta; Diptera; Culicidae. The record is from RefSeq and is a predicted model, not a curated record.
AUGGAGGGUCGUGUAGUUCGUGUCCUGGCGGUGAUUACUCUGACCCUGCAGGCUGCCAAAGAUGUCUCGAUGAAAGUACCGCUCGAAUUGGAACCUACGAACCUCGACGAAUCAGCUUGGAUCCCGGUUCCGAAUGCGGCCGGCGAGUGGACCUGGACCCACCGGAAAGUGGUUUCGAUGAUGCACCGCAAGUCGUCCUUUCAGAUGUCGGAUGUGUCGUUCACACUAUACACCAGGCAGGAUAUCGAUGACGAUGGGCAGUUACUGGAGCUAUCGAACGGUGAUUCGAUCGUCGGUUCAAAUUUCCGUUCGGAUCGGCCGACCCGAGUGAUCGUGCACGGUUGGCAGGCCGGUGGAGGUUCACCGAUCGCUUACAGCAUCCGCGAUGCGUACCUUAUGCAUUGGGACUACAACGUGAUUGUCGCCGACUGGGCCACGUGCUCCAUGGCCUGGAACUACGUGCGGGCGGUGGGUUGCGUUCCGACGGUCGGAAAAUCGCUCGAGCUGCUGUUGGACGAGCUGAACCGUAGUGGUGGCCUGUUGAUGGAGACCGUCUACCUUAUUGGUCACAGUCUGGGAGCACACGCGGCCGGAAUCGCGGGCAAGGAGGUAACGAGUGGCCAAAUACACACAAUCUUCGCCCUGGAUCCGGCCUUGCCCUUGUUCUCGAUUCAUGCGCCUGCCAAUCGCAUCAACCACAGGGACGCGAUGUACGUCGAAGUGAUACAUACCAACGCGGGGCUGCUGGGAUUUCAGCAUCCGAUCGGUACGGCCGACUUCUAUCCGAACGGAGGCUCCCAUCAACCGGGCUGUGGCCUCAACAUUGCUGGACUAUGUUCGCAUAGCCGCGCUUGGGAGCUAUUCGUGGAGACGCUGAUGCAGCCGGAAGCGAAGCUUCUCGCCAGCAAGGUCGAGUCGUUAACGGACGUGAAAGGUCCCACCAUUGCCGAAGUAUUUCGCCUGGAUCAAACGAUAGAAAGAGUGAAGAUGGGCGGUGAACCAUCGAGUGCCGGGAAUGCGGAGGGCCUGUAUCACAUCACUACGCGCGACAGUAGUCCAUUUUUCGGAUGA